Messenger RNA from Opisthocomus hoazin, 2023 nucleotides. The record is from RefSeq and is a predicted model, not a curated record. NCBI's taxonomy places the organism in Eukaryota, Metazoa, Chordata, Aves, Opisthocomiformes, Opisthocomidae.
GAACUCUUCCACUCUAUGCAUGUGGAGUACUAUGCUUUGGAACUUGAUGUAACAGCUGAUGGACCUAGUAUUCAGCAUGUGUUAGCAGAGCUAACUAAUCAGAGGACAGUGCCUAAUGUAUUUGUGAAUGGAACACACAUAGGCGGCUGUGAUUCAACUUAUCAGGCUUAUCGUGAUGGAUCUCUGCAGAAACUUCUUGGGGAUAGCAAUGGUGCAGAACCAUAUGAUUAUGAUCUAAUUAUUAUUGGUGGUGGCUCAGGUGGACUUGCGUGUUCCAAGGAAGCUGCUGCCUUGGGAAAGAAAGUAAUGGUAUUGGAUUAUGUUGUUCCAACGCCUCUCGGAACCACGUGGGGACUUGGUGGCACGUGUGUAAAUGUAGGUUGCAUUCCUAAGAAGCUAAUGCAUCAAGCAGCACUUCUGGGUCAAGCGCUCCAAGAUUCAAGGAAGUACGGGUGGCAGUAUGAAGAACAAGUUAAGCACAACUGGGAGGUCAUGGUGGAAGCAAUUCAAAACUAUAUUGGUUCUUUAAACUGGGGUUAUCGAGUGUCCUUAAGAGAGAAGUCUGUGACAUACCUCAAUUCUUACGGAGAAUUCGUUGAACCACACAAAAUUAAGGCAACUAAUAGAAAAGGACAAGUAACCUAUCACACAGCAGAGACUUUUGUCCUGGCAACAGGAGAAAGGCCUAGAUAUCCGGGUAUCCCUGGAGAUAAAGAAUACUGUAUUACAAGUGAUGACCUCUUCUCCUUGCCUUACUGCCCUGGCAAAACUCUAGUUGUGGGUGCUUCCUACGUGGCUCUAGAGUGUGCAGGAUUUCUUGCUGGUCUAGGUCUGGAUGUCAAAGUGAUGGUGCGUUCCAUACUCCUUCGGGGCUUUGACCAAGAAAUGGCAGAAAGAAUAGGUGCUCACAUGGAAACACAUGGCGUAAAGUUCAUCAGGAAGUUUGUACCUGUUCAGGUUGAACAGCUGGAGGAAGGCAUGCCUGGGAGACUGAAAGUGACAGCAAAGUCUACGGAGGGACCAGAAACCUUUGAAGAAGAAUAUAACACUGUUUUGCUAGCCAUUGGUCGUGAUGCAUGUACCAGAAAUAUUGGCUUAGAGACAGUUGGUGUCAAAAUCAAUGAGAAGAAUGGGAAAGUACCUGUAAAUGAUGAAGAACAAACCAAUGUGCCUUAUGUUUACGCUAUCGGAGAUAUAUUGGAUGGAAAGCUUGAACUUACUCCAGUUGCCAUCCAGGCAGGGAAACUGCUAGCCCGCAGGCUUUAUGGGGGUGGUUCCACAAAGUGUGACUAUAUCAAUGUACCAACGACAGUGUUUACUCCUUUAGAGUAUGGCAGCUGUGGGUUAGCUGAAGAAAGAGCCAUAGAAGAAUAUGGCAAGCAAAACUUGGAGGUUUAUCACACUUUGUUCUGGCCACUUGAAUGGACAGUACCAGGCAGAGAUAACAAUACUUGUUAUGCAAAGAUUAUCUGCAAUAAAUACGACAACAAUCGUGUGAUAGGAUUUCAUGUUCUUGGACCUAAUGCUGGUGAAAUUACCCAAGGUUUUGCUGCUGCAAUAAAAUGUGGUCUCACCAAAGAAUUACUUGAUGAAACAAUUGGUAUCCAUCCAACUUGUGGAGAGGUGUUCACUACAAUGGAUAUUACAAAAUCUUCAGGACAAGACAUCAGUCAAAGGGGUUGCUGAGGUUAAACUUGCUGUUUUACAUGUUUUCAUGUUGUGCACUCUUAGUUCUGUGGAAGCCCUAAUACAUCCAGCUGCUUUGCAGCAAAAUAAAUAUUUGCAUCAAUACCACUGUAUUUACUGCAGCUGGGAGUGAUGCCUCUGAGGCUUCCUCAGUAAAUAGUGUUGCGAAUGGAAACAGUAAUACAGCAGGGAAGUCCUGAACUGUAAAUCCUGACUUUGUGUGGAACCAGCACUACGGUGCUUUUUUGAUGUUCCGGCUCGGAACCUUAUUGUGAGGUGAGCCAUGACUGAUGGGUGCCAUGCAAGGUUGGGAGAUCUCUUCGUCCAGUCAGAUGAC